Messenger RNA from Hirundo rustica (Barn swallow), 2215 nucleotides. It is a transcript of the gene PHF11, whose product is annotated as PHD finger protein 11. Bases 614 to 1471 code for a protein of 285 amino acids. The transcript has 12 exons. Gene Ontology annotation, cellular component: nucleus. Gene Ontology annotation, molecular function: histone deacetylase binding; histone binding. NCBI's taxonomy places the organism in Eukaryota, Metazoa, Chordata, Aves, Passeriformes, Hirundinidae. The record is from RefSeq and is a predicted model, not a curated record.
GCCGGGACGGGUCCCCCAGAAAAGCUGUGGGUAGCUGAUCUCUGGCCGUGCUCAAGGCCGGCUUGGAUGGAGCUCUGAGCAGCCCGGUCUAGCGAAAGAUGCCCUGCCCGCGGCUGGGCGGGGGUUGGAACUAGAUGCUCACGAGUGAAGGAUGAUCAGAAGGGCAGCCGUGUUUUGUUCGUUCUUGUUCCUUGCGAAGUCUGGAUGUGUUUGUUUUGGUGUGGGGAGAAUGGGGAAGUGAAUGUCGGUCGUGUUCAGCCGUGCCAUCUCCAGCCGUGCUUCUUUCCCCGCAAAGCACAAAUGAGGGACACAGUGAGUGUGGGAUAACAGCACCAGGAUUCGUCUGGAGCCUGUAAGAGCACCUGGGACUGUAGACUCCACCUUAAGCCCCUUCCUUAAAAAAUUCCUAGAGCUGGAUCCUCUGACUGGGCCUGAGCAGGGCCUGUGUGUCUGCAUUGAUUCCAGGGGUUUGUGCCGUCAGAGGUGACAUCUCCAGCAGAGGAUAGUUUGGAGUAUCGCUCCUUGUAGGAGUGGGAAGUUGUUGAAGAUUUCUGUGGUGGACUUGCACAAAAAACCACAGACAAAUUUUCCUGCUCUAGGUGCUUUCUGGAUAAUGGCGAAGAUGGUGAGAAGAACAUGUGCAUUUUGUUCUGAAGGGGAGGCUGGCUCUGUGAUGUAUAUCGCCACAGAGAGAGACAUUGCAGCUCAUCAGGAUUGUCUGUUAUUUUCCUCAGGAUUUGUGGAAUCUGAAGAUCAUAACCCAGAAAAUCUGGGAAUAAGGUUUGAUGUGUCAUCAGUGUUAAAAGAGCUCAGAAGAGGAAAGCGACUGGUGUGCAACUUCUGCCGCAAGAAGGGGGCCACGGUGGGCUGCGAGGAGCGCGCGUGCCGCAGGAGCUACCACUUCUUCUGCGCGCUCUGCGACGACGCGGCCGUGGAGACCGACCAGGUCAACGGCGUCUACCGAGUGUUCUGCCCAAAACAUGACCCAGGGAAUAGGACCAAUCACUAUGAUGCUUCUAAUAAGAAAAGAAGACGUACCUUGACGUCUCCCACCGUCACAGAAGAAAUGAGUACAGAAGAGACAGCAGAAGAAAACCAUUUACAAAUACUAAAAAGGAAAAACAACAGGCAUAAAGUUCGAAUAGACCUUGUUAGGAAGUGCAAACAAGCUGGGCUUCUGGAUGACAUAUUUGAAGAAAUGCUGGACACACUUCACCUGGCUCAGGAAAAACUGAUGGAUGACAACACUUCAGAAACAGAGUAUGAAGAGACAGUGAUGGCACUGUUUGACUGUGGACUGUUUGAAAAUAUACUGACAAAUAUUUAUACAGGAACAGAAGAGAAAAUCCAGAAACUUCUGGAAAACAGAAAAAUACUGGAUCACAAGAUUGAGCUACUGCAGGACUUAAAAGAAGUCAUCCUUCCUACUCCAGAGAACCUGGCCAGUACAUCCAGUACAGUGUCUGAAUAAACCCCAUCUGUGAUGGUGCAAUAGUUAGGAUUUUCUAAUGAUAAGAACCACAGAGCAGUCUGGUCAGUGCCCGAUUCCCCAGGCCCAAGGGGGCUGAAGGGGGUGUUACUCUCAUUUUUAUACCUCAUUGUUGAAGUGAUUACAAAUUCUUCAAGUUUUCAAAUCUUUAUCUUCAAAUUGUUCCCUCAUUCUACUAUAAGUUUCUGUUUCUAUUCCACAAUGGAAUAGAGUUUAGCUUUUGCAAAAACUCAGCAGAACCCUCCAGUGAUGACUUUUUUCUCAAAGCCAAGGGAGUGUUCAGGUGCCAGAGAACACUUGCUAAGUGUGGGAGCCCUCUCCUGGCUGGGCAGCAGCUGCCUCCACUGUCUGUGUCUAGACACCGAUAUUUGAUGGAUCAUAGUGGUGCUUUGGCUUUCCCAAAAAAGAUAAAGGAGCAGAACUUGCACACAAAGAAGCCUUCUGGAUUAUAAACAGGAGUUUAAUUAAAAAAGCCAAAUUAUUCUUUAUUGACUGGUCCAGGUGUAGCUGUUUUUGCUGUAAUUGCAGUGGUAAAGCAGUGUUUGCAGGCAGACCAGAAAGGAUUGGGCAUUAUACUCAGAGCAAAACAGUGACUGGAUCUUCCUUUCUCCAUUAAGAAAGGGUUCAGCUUUCAUGUGUUUUGUCUUUAAAAUAUUAUUUGAAUACAGCAAAGUAUUGUUUAGCCACCAGAGGCUAAGUAAAUGAAAUAAAACAUUUUUUCAAGGA